CGGGAGGUUCUGCCUCCUGGCAGCGCCAGCAGCAGUAGUGCCGCCGCCGCCGCCGCGUUCGCUGUGGUCCCUUGAAGGCGGCUCCGGCCAUCGGCGAGCAUCGCCUGGAGCCAGCGGCGGCCGAAGCGCUCCCUUCCCUUUUGAUUCCCUUCCGCCCUUUGAUUCCCCUCGUCGUUUAAAGCCAUGGCGGCGGCGGCGGAAGAUGCGGUGGCGGCGGCGGCAGUGGCGGCGGCGGCAGCCGGGUGACGCCCGAGGCGGCGGAUGAGCGGCGGCCGACCGAGUUCUGGCGUGGGAAGAGGAUGCGGGAGUACAAGGUGGUGGUGCUGGGCUCGGGCGGGGUGGGCAAAUCGGCGCUCACCGUGCAGUUCGUGACGGGCACUUUCAUCGAGAAGUACGACCCCACCAUCGAAGACUUCUACCGCAAGGAGAUCGAGGUAGACGCCUCGCCGUCGGUGCUGGAGAUCCUCGACACAGCCGGCACCGAGCAGUUCGCCUCCAUGCGGGAUCUGUACAUCAAGAACGGGCAGGGCUUCAUCUUAGUCUACAGCCUGGUCAACCAGCAGAGCUUCCAGGACAUCCGCCCCAUGCGCGACCAGAUCAUCCGCGUCAAGAGAUAUGAGAAGGUACCUGUAAUCUUGGUUGGAAAUAAAGUGGACUUGGAGAGUGAACGAGAAGUUUCAUCCAGUGAAGGCAGAGCCCUGGCUGAAGAAUGGGGUUGUCCUUUUAUGGAGACAUCUGCUAAAAGCAAAACCAUGGUGGAUGAGCUCUUUGCAGAGAUUGUCAGACAAAUGAACUAUGCCUCUCAACCAGAUAAAGAUGACCCAUGCUGCUCUGCAUGUAAUAUACAAUAGCAUUCCAAGGAUGGGAUUGGACCUAAUUUGCUGUAUUUGGGUAAGGUGACAGAAUAGACUAUUUCACUCUGUGAUUUAAAGUUGGUCAAAAAUUCAAAGUGGAGUAGCACUGAACCUCCAAGUGAAAGAUAAAUAUCGAUCAGUUUAAGAAAAGAAAAAAAAAGAAAUUGAAGAGCUUUAUUUGCCUGCAGCACAUCUUCUGCAUGUUCUACUCUCUGGCUUAGCCAACAGAUUACAGGGUGAGCACAAUCCGUGCACAUUGGCUUGUCAGGUAACAGCUACUUGCUUUAAAUUAAGGAAUUUUUUCGGUGAAAAGGAGCGCACCAGCAAAGAUCUUUUGCACUCUGCCUAUUCUGUACUGAUAAGUAAAGAUUUAACAAAAGGUAUCUACUUACUGAAUUUCAGGACUUUUAUCACUUGUGGCCAAAUCAGUCAAAUAUGCUAAUUUUAUUUUUGACGCAAGUGUUGAUGAAUUUAUUGGCAAACUGAUAUACAGUUCUGUUAUUUCCUUUACAUUCAUUACUUUCUGUGAUCCCAUAAAUGCAAAAAGGAAAAUGCUCCAUCAGUACUUGAACGGAAAGAGAGAAGCUCUGGAAAACAAACAAACCAACAGCUUGUAAAGAGAACACUGAAACAUUAAAAUAUGCUAAAUAUUCUUCAUUGUUGCUCAGAAAAUGGUGGAUUGCUUCAGCUACUGUUCAGUCAAGAUACCAAACCAGCCCUUGCUUUACAGAGCAGGAAAUGCAUUAAUCUCUUUACUGAUCCAGGAAGAAGCAACCAUGAUGGGGUAAAAAGAAUUGUUUGGCCUUACUAAUGAGGAACAUUGCUAGCACAUUAACAAGUACCACCUUGUAAGGAAAAUGAAGCCAUGUUGUUUUCAGACGUUCCUUUUUGCAGAAACCUCACAGGGGGCUGUAAAAGCAUCCUAUAUUUUUAGUUUAAGGAUACCAGUUUAUUUUUUUGCCUUUAAGGGCUGUGUCUUGGAUGUGAUAUACUAAUUGAGCUAUGGAAUUUAAUUUUGCCACUUUAUUAUAUCUUUACUGUUGGCGAUUCUGGUUAACUGUGUAGAAUUACUUUGUCUCAGAAGGUGAAUACAAAAUAUUUUAAUUCCAUGUGGGAAUGAGAAAAGGAUUUGUGUCUUCAAUUGCCUAACAUGCUAGUCAGGUGCUGCCAUUAAAGUGAUCCUGUUGCCCUGGUUAUUGCUGUGACAAAUAGUGAGUGAAAGCAUUGUUUUAAAAUGGUGGCUCAGCCUUUAAUUUUAAUUUAAAUAGCAGUGAAAUACUUACAAUUUGCAUGACUUAACAGCACCAAUUAUAUCUAUUAUGUCUUACAAUCAAGGAAGUUUCCAAUCAGAAAGUCUAAAAUGGAAAUGGUGGAAUGAUAAUGGACCUUGAUGGAUAAAUUGGCCUUUAAAAUACAAUAUCACUGAGCCUAUGGUCCAAAUGCUAUCCUGAAAGAUUGGUUUCUCAAUCUUGUGAAGUAGUUCUGUAAUUUCUUGUGUAGAUGAGUGGAAAGGAAUGUAUGUUCUGUGUAUGGGUGUGAGUGUGUUGGUGAGUGCAACUUUUUACAAAUGCUGUAAUGAACUUGAGUUCUGAGAUUUUUGCCUUGAUCAGCAGAAAAACAAACUGCAAUCUAAAGGGUAUCAAAAGCAAAUGAAUUUUUAAACGCCUUUUUUUAAAAAAAACCCAACACUUGGCCACUUUAAACCUUACACAGUAGAACACGUUUAAUUUAGAUUAGAUCAAUUUCUAACAAUAAUGAUGGAUGAUUAUUGGCUAUACUUGCCUUUGUUCUUGAAUUACUUUUCCCUCAUAAUUAAGAGAGCAAAGAGUUGUCAUUUAAACAAUGAGGUCCUGUAUUAGAAAUGUAAUUCCUUCUCAAACCUCUUGCUCAGCUUUAAGAAUUACUGAACCUUAAUGCAGCUUUUAUCGGCAACGUCCAUGUAUUAAGGUAAAAAUUAUGAAUGAUAAUCUUUAAGUUCUUUUAGGAGAAACAUUAUGCAGCAGUAUGUCAAAAAAUAAUUUCACUGAUCAAAUAAAAGUGGAAUAAGCAGGUAUAGAAGAGUGCUGAGUGCAUCUUAUACUGAUUGAUUCCAAAAAGAAGCUCUGUAUUGCAUGUCAGAUUAUUUGAUGUAAAAAGAAUGAGGAGCAUAAAUGGCAUUUCUUUAUUUUUGUCAAGGCGUUAUUUUAAUAGGAAGCUUUGAAAAAAAACAACCCACAGUUACUUUGUAGUAGUAUGUAAUCUUUGCUUACAGACUAACUAAACAAUAUACUUUCAUACAAAAGUAGGUGAUAUGCUAAUUCCAAGAAACAAUUUAUAUUCAAUUUAAAUUCUGUCACUGAAUAGUACAGUAUAUUUGACCAAAAUGAUAUAAAUCGGCAAGAGGGAAUAUCCGAGGCUAUCAGUUAUGGUUAUGUGGAUUCCCUCUCUCUCAAGUCAUGUUUGUAGACCUACAGAGUUAGUAGCAGCUAAACUGGAUUCCUAGUGCCAAUGCAAGAGUGUGUUCUUUUGUCAAUCCUUACUCUUCCCAAUUUGUAACAGUGAGCAACUUUGUUGUUUUCUGACAUCACUGUAUUUGUAAAGAUGAUCUUGCCAUUGGCUGUCCCAGAACACAGAUUUUAAAAACUAGAUCAAAACAGGCAUAUUAACCUUGGCCACAAGGUCAUUCCGACACUAUAUAUGCCACGAUUCAAGCAUACAGACAAGUAGCCUCUAUAUGUACUGGUGACAUUUUCCAAUUUAUCUGGCCAGCAACAUUACAUACCUUGGGACUGCUUGUUGAGACGAACUGCCUGUAUUGCAUCCUUAGCAGAUCCAGUAGACAUAAUUUGGGAAGGAGGACUAACAUGCCUUAAAAUAUUAUCAGUUCAUCCAAAGACCCGAUAUUCUUUGUGUAGAGCUUUGUAUUUUUCUGCAGCGGUGAGUCCCUCUUUUCCUUUGAAACUGGUUGAACAACUCCAAUAUCUAUUCAGAAUGCUUUUGUAAGAUGAUUCAGCACACAUGGAAAUAUCGAUAGCCGUUUCUGAGGAAUUUCUCAUUUGGUGGUACCAACAAUAAAUGCAGGUAGCCCUCGACUCACGACUGUAAUUGAACCCAUAUUUUUGUUGUUGCUGGGUGAGACAUUUAUGUGGGUUUUGUCCCAUUUUACGCCUUUUCUUGCCACAGUUGUUAAGCGAAUCAUUGCCGUUGUUAAAUUAAUAACCCAGUUGUUAAGUGAAUCUGGCUUCCCCAUUGAUUUUGCUUGUCAGAAGGUGUUCACAUGAUACAGGGACACUGCAGCCGUCCGUCAUAAGCAUGAACCAGUUGCCAACCAUCCAAAUCCUGAUCCUGUCGCCAUGAGGAUGCUGUAAUGGUCAUAAGUGUGAAAAAUGGUCGAAGGUCACUUUUUUCAGUGAUGUUACUCCGAAUGGUCACUAAAUGAACUGUUGUAAGUCAAGGACUACCUGUACCGUAUAUCCCUUUAUUUAAAAAUUGGCAUUUUUUUUUUGUCAGCAAACAUGCUAGUAUUUUCUAUGUCAUGUAUGCCGCUUAAAGGUUUAGGAUGAGGUGACGCAUGGUCUUCAAUAUAACUGAAAUAACUCCACAAUAAAGCAGAUUUGGCAACUUCGGGAUUUUAUUGUGAAUCUUUCCUUUCUGAGUUUUCAAUCAGGUUUUAAAAAGGGAUUGCAGUGUGUUUUUGCAAAUGUGACCAUUGACAAUUUGUCAUUUCUAGAGUUGAAUAAGUAUCUUUAACAAUUGACUGUGGACCUCUGUUACAACUGAUAAAUGGGAAGAAAAUACUACAUUUUAUAAGUUAUCAGUUGUUUAAAUCAAACUAUUUCAAAAUAAAACAAAUUGUACAUAGAACUCAAUGCAAACUCAGCAGUUGUAUCUGAAGUUAAAUUAUUUUAACAAAUAAAUUUAUUUAAUGAAAUGUCUGUGGGCUUGUCUUCUCGUAUUCCUUUUUAUUCAAGAAUAAAGCAAAAACCUAACUAGAUUCUUCACGUAUUCCAAAUUUAGAUCUCCUUCAUUAGAAUGCCUCCUUUAAAAAGGAACAUAUUUGUCAGAUUGUUAGUGAAGAAAGUUUGCCCUGAUAAUGAUUCACUAUUGCGUUGUUAUCAUGGCAAUACUGCUGAACUCCGUCAUAUGAAUUACAGGUAGCAGUAAAUACUGUACUAGAUAGUUUUGGUUCUUAAGUAAUGCAAGUCCUCUGAUGCCAAAGACAGCUGUGGGAACUGUAUAUUCCCCAGCUAGGGCUGCAAAGAUUGACAGAUGUAGCUAAUUGUAUGCAGCCAUCAGCUGGUCUUACAUUUGAUAAUUGACUCCAUUCAUUCAGUCAGUCAGUUUUGGCCCAAGUCCCUUUGGAGGGCUCUAAGUAGCUUUGCUUCCAUGUAUUGAUGUGUGUGUUGCAAACAAAAGUAGCUGUAUAGAGCAGUAUAGACCAAAUUUUCUUGUUUGUCCUCCCCCUCCCUCUUUUCACGAAUAAAUUUACAUCUCUAUGAAGUUUUCAAUAGUGCUGGUCUUUUAAAAUGUUUCUUCAUGUAGCAUAUAUUGAAGAAGAUAAAAAAAUUUACAGAAUAAAUGAAGGACAAUUAUACAAUGAGUUCAACUUUUCUCUCUUAGGCAAUACAGAAGAAUCCUAAAAUUGGAGAAUAGGCCUGUAAAAAGUUCCCAUGUCAGGAUUUGUAUUUGUAUUUAAAGCAUUAAUACCUUUUCCUUAGCUAAAAGUAUAAGGAUGAUGCUGAAAUAGGAACUAGAUAGUGGCUACUCUCAGGCUUAUAUCUAACACAGGAUUUUCCUCCACAUUGUGUGUGUGUGUGUGUGUGCGCACACCAAGCUUUAAGAACAGAUCACAGCUGUUGUCUUCAGUGACCCCUGAGAUUGUCAAAAUACCAAUAUAACAAAAAAUUUACCAAAUAGAAAAUAAAUGAUACCCACACCAAGGAUUUUGGAAAAAGAAUCACAGAAACAAGCACAUUACAUUAUGCUGUAAUUUUGGGUAAAGUGCCAGGACUUCAGAGCUCUUCGAAGAGCAGAGUGGAGCCAUUCAGAUCUGGGGGUGGGGGUGGGAUACUUAUUUCCAAAGAGCAGGCACUGAUACCGAGAAGGAAAAUUUAGGGGGGUCCUGAGAUAUGACAUUGUUGAAGGAAUCAAGCACCUCAGUCCUAAGAGAUUGAUUCAGUCGAGCAGGUUCUAUGAGAGAUGGGCAGUCCCUGAAUAAUCUUGCCCGAUGUCAUGUAGGACUUUAUAAUACCUUGAAUAAUUUGGAAACAAACUAGCAACUCAUGAAACAGCCCCCGUAUAGAAGUCAUUUUGGCUCCCACUUGUGUCCCAGGGAUGGGAUGGAAAGCGAGGGAGUGGACU
This is a messenger RNA of Ahaetulla prasina, 6194 nucleotides long. It is a transcript of the gene RAP2A, whose product is annotated as RAP2A, member of RAS oncogene family. Gene Ontology annotation, cellular component: plasma membrane. The record is from RefSeq and is a predicted model, not a curated record. Gene Ontology annotation, biological process: negative regulation of cell migration; Rap protein signal transduction. Gene Ontology annotation, molecular function: GTPase activity; GDP binding; GTP binding. The transcript is spliced from 2 exons. Lineage: Eukaryota; Metazoa; Chordata; Lepidosauria; Squamata; Colubridae. The coding region runs from base 300 to 851 and encodes 183 amino acids.